CGCUGCUGCUGCUGCUGCUGCUGAUCUGCUUUACCUUUGGAAAUGGACUUCACUUAGAGGUCUUAAACACAAGAAGCGAAAGCAAGCUGCUUCCCAAGCACACUCACCUGGUUCGGCAGAAGCGAGCCUGGAUCACUGCCCCGGUGGCUCUUCGGGAGGGAGAGGAUCUGUCCAGGAAGAACCCCAUUGCCAAGAUACAUUCUGAUCUGGCAGAAGAAAGAGGAGUGAAAAUCACAUACAAAUACACUGGGACAGGGAUUACAGAGCCUCCUUUUGGUGUAUUUGUCUUUAAUAAAGACACUGGAGAUUUGAAUGUUACCAGCAUUCUUGAUCGGGAAGAAACACCAUUUUUUCUGCUCACAGGUUACGCUAUGGAUUCAAGAGGAAACAAUCUGGAAAAGCCGUUAGAACUGCGCAUUAAGGUUCUAGAUAUCAACGACAAUGAGCCUGUGUUCACGGAGGAAGUCUUUGUUGGAUCCAUUGAAGAACUGAGUGCUGCACAUACACUUGUGAUGAAAAUCACAGCAACAGAUGCAGAUGAGCCCAACACUAUGAAUUCUAAAAUUUCCUACAGAAUUGUCUCUCAGGAGCCUGCAUAUCCUCCAGUGUUCUAUCUAAAUAAAGAUACAGGAGAGAUUUAUACAACCAGUAUUACCUUGGACAGAGAGGAACACAGCAGCUAUUCUUUAACCGUGGAAGCAAGAGAUGGCGAUGGACAAAUAACAGACAAACCAGUACACCAAGCCCAAGUUCAGAUUCGUAUCCUGGAUGUCAAUGACAAUAUACCUGUAGUGGCAAAUGACGCGUACGAAGGGACGGUUGAAGAAAACCAAGUCAAUGUAGAAGUUAUGCGCAUAAAAGUGACGGAUGCAGAUGAAGUAGGCUCUGAUAAUUGGCUGGCGAAUUUUACGUUCGCAUCAGGAAAUGAAGGGGGUUAUUUCCACAUAGAAACUGAUGCUCAAACUAAUGAGGGGAUUGUGACCCUCGUUAAGGAAGUAGAUUAUGAAACCAUGAAGAAUCUUGACUUCAGUAUUAUUGUCACUAAUAAAGCAGCUUUUCACAAAUCAAUUAGGAAUAAGUAUAAACCUACACCCGUUCCUAUCAAAGUAAAGGUGAAAAAUGUGAAAGAAGGCAUUCAUUUCAAAAGCAGCACAAUUUCAGUUCGUGCUAGCGAAGGAAUGGAUCUGUCAAGCCAAGGCCUAUCAAUUGCAAAAUUUCAAGUUUUUGAUGAAGACACUGGACAACCUGCUGAUGUAAAGUAUGUAAAGUUGGAAGACAGAGACAGUUGGGUCUCUGUGAAUUCAGUCACGUCAGAAAUUAAACUUGUAAAAAUUCCUGACUUUGAAUCGAGAUAUGUCCAAAAUGGUACAUACACUGUAAAAAUUCUGGCUAUAUCACAAGAUCAUCCUAGCAAAACCAUCACUGGCACUGUGCUUAUCACAGUUGAAGACAUCAAUGACAAUUGUCCCACACUGGUGAACCCCGUUCAGAAUGUCUGUGAAGAUGCACCAUACGUGAACGUUACGGCGGAGGACCUCGAUGGGUACCCCAACAGCUGGCCUUUCAGCUUCUCGGUCAUUGAUACACCGCCUGGAACAGCAGAAAAAUGGAAAAUAAUACGCCAAGAAAGUACCAGUGUGCUGCUGCAGCAGAGUGAACCCAAGCUCGGGAGAAGCGAAGUUCCGCUCCUGAUUUCGGACAACCAGGGCUUCAGCUGCCCGGAGAAGCAGGCCCUGCAGCUGACGGUGUGCGAGUGUCUGCACGGCAGCGGCUGUGUGGGUGCGCGGCACGACUCCCACGUGGGCCUGGGGCCCGCGGCGGUGGCACUCAUGAUCUUGGCCCUUCUGCUCUUGCUCCUUGUGCCGCUUCUGCUGCUGCUGUGUCAUUGUGGAGAGGGCGCCAAAGGCUUCACCCCCAUCCCCGGCACCAUAGAGAUGCUGCAUCCUUGGAACAAUGAAGGGGCGCCACCUGAGGACAAGGUGGUACCAUCGCUGCUGGCCGUGGAUCACGCGGAGAAUCUAGCAGUAAGAAACGGAGUGGGAGGUGCGAUAACCAAGGAGGCCACCAUGAAAGGAGGCAGCUCUGCUUCCUUUUCCAAAGUGCAGCAUGACCUGAACGAAAUGGAUGGGAGAUGGGAAGAACACAGCAGCCUCCUCUCCAGCAGGGCCGCUCACAUGACCGGGACAACAGGAGCCGAGACUGCGCGGACCGUAAGAGCUGUGGGGGCUUCCCGAGAGGCUGCCGCAGCCCGAGCCACUGCUGCUGGUGCGGUCAGCGAGGAGUUCUUAAGGAAUUAUUUCACUGAUAAGGCGGCCUCCUACACCGAGGAAGACGACAUUCACAUGGCCCGAGACUGCCUUCUGGUUUACUCCCAGGAAGAAGCAGAAUCUCUUCACGGGUCGGUUGGCUGCUGCAGCUUUAUUGAAGGAGAGCUGGACGACCGAUUCUUAGAUGAUUUGGGACUUAAAUUCAAGACACUAGCUGAGGUUUGCUUGGGUCAAAAAAUAGAUGUGGAUUCGGAAAUAGAGCAGAGGCGAAAGCCUGUCAAAGAAACAAAGCUGAACACAGCUGCACGGUCACUCUAUGAGCAAGCCACAGUUAAUGCAGAGAAUGCCUACUCCUCUGACAGCAGCUUUCCAGUUCCCAAACCUUUGCAUGGAGCCAGUGCAGAGGUGGUCACUCAGGAAGUAGUCACCGAGACAUCGGUAUCUUCCAGGCAGGGUCAGAAGGCGGCACCGCCUCCUCCUGACCCACGGGCUUCCAGUAAUAUCAUAAUGACAGAAACGUCCUACACCACAGGCUCUGCUGUACCCCCGAGCACUGUGAUCCUGGGUCCCAGCCAGCCCCAGAGCCUUAUCGUGACAGAGAGGGUGUAUGCGCCGGCUUCCACCUUGGUAGAUCAGCACUACGCUGGGGAGGGUAAUGUCGUGGUCACCGAAAGAGUACUCCAGCCUAACGGGGGCGUGCCUCAUCCUCUGCAAGGCACACAGCAUCUGCAAGAGGCGCAGUACGUGAUGGUGAGGGAAAGAGAAAGCGUCCUUGCACCCAGCUCCAGCGGGCAGCCUGUCCUGGCCAUGCCCAGUGUGGCAGUAGGACAGAACGUGACAGUGACGGAAAGGGUGCUGGCCCCUGCUACUUCUCUGGAAUCCAGAUACCAGAAUGCCUCCGAAGCCUCAGAGAAGGCUGGAAAGGCCACGGUUUCUGGGGCUGGAGUCCCUGGCACGCUGCCAUAUUCUGGUUUGGAAGGAUCUGGCCAUUCAAAUUCUACCAUUACCACAUCCUCCACCAGGGUCACCAAGCACAGUACCGUGCAGCACUCUUACGCCUAAGCGGCAGCCAGCCACAGACAUACCCAGAGUCUAACUAGCAGUGACUGCAGGCGCGUUUUCCAUCUGCCCGGCUCUUCACGAGCCUCCCAGACAUGCAGAGGUGCAUAUGCCUUGAGCUUAAAUGUUCUCAGUCACCGAUACUCUAAGGUCCGCACUUCCUGCUGCUGGGAGUGUAUUUCAGAAACGCCUCAUGUAUCACAGUGGGCAUACUGAUGAUACUGUUUAGUGCCUUUUAGUGAGCUGUGCAAACAAUAUUCACAGCAGAAUAGAAUAAGUCUGUCUUCUGAGAAUUUACCAAAUAAACACACCACCGUGCAGGAGAAAACCUGGGGAUAUGAUUGGGUCUCUUUGUGAAUUGUGUUAAUAUUUCACAGUGACGUUCUAUAUUUUGUACAUUACUGCACCUAGCAGAUUGUCAACAGCUCCUUUAUCCAAAGAUCUACCUACAGUCUGGGGUACCAGUUUUGUUGUUGGUUUUCUUCAAGACUGGACCUUUUUAAUUUGUGUAAAGUUGAUUAAACUUUUGAGUGCUGGGAUAGUAAGAACAUACAUGUUUCUGUGCGUGUGACGUGUACAUAAUGGCAUACGCUUUUAAAAAUGCCAUUGUGUUUUCUUGUCCGUAUCAUGAAAAUUUUGAAUACUUCAAAUUUAACUGAAUAAUCCCACACAAAAUUUGUAAAUAUAAUACAGUUCUACUUACAAUGGUGAUAUCCACAGGAGAAUAGAAACCUCAGGCUGUUCUUAAUAGCUACAACUUAGUACAGCUAAAUUCACCAGCCAUGUUCUUCUCUAUGGUGGAACGAUACCUGUUUCACUGCUUUAUAUGCUCAGUGACUCACAGAGCUGCUAAAGAAAUAUUUGUGGAAUUAAACUGAAUUUUACAAACCAUUAUGUACAAUUGCCAAAAAAAUCAAAACACUAUUUUUCUAUAAUUAUGAGUUUCAAAUGAUGAUUUUUUUUUUUUUUUCAAAUGAUGAUUUUACUUUGAUGUCUCGAAGGCUUUGACUAGCUGGUCGUGACUUAGUACAUACAUAGUAAAUAUCAUAUAAACCUAAAAUAUUUGACCUGAUUUUACACAGUGUCCUUGCCUUGUUUUU
Molecule: messenger RNA, 4426 nt
Organism: Chinchilla lanigera (long-tailed chinchilla)
Lineage: Eukaryota; Metazoa; Chordata; Mammalia; Rodentia; Chinchillidae
Gene: Dsg2
Product: desmoglein 2
Biological process (GO): homophilic cell-cell adhesion
Cellular component (GO): plasma membrane; desmosome
Molecular function (GO): calcium ion binding
Source: RefSeq, a predicted model, not a curated record